AUCAGAUUGCACGUUAUUGUAGCGUGGCUACUGGAUGCGCAUCGUGAAGUCAACAUGUCUUCAGAUGAUAAUAAUGGCCAGAGCCAAGCACCUUCUUUUGCUGGGGUCCCACCCUCAGGGAUGCCACCGCCUUUUAUGGGACCACCAGGAAUGCCGCCUCAUUAUCCACCAAUGGGAAUGCCACCCAUGGGACAGAGGCCUCCCAACAUGGCUCCCAUGCCACCUGGUAUGAUGCCGCCUGGCAUGAUGCCACCAAUGGGAGGGCCACCGAUGGGACAGAUGCAAGGCAUGAUGCCACCUAUGAUGCCCGGGAUGAUGAUGCCACAUCGCAUGCCAGCUGCGACGAUGCAGCCAACAGGACCGCCUGGAGUGGACACAACUGUCACCGCUGUGCCUGGAACAGUUGGUACCACAAAUGGCUCGCCACAGGAUGACCAACCAAAGAAUAAGUCUGUGUGGACAGAACAUAAGUCUCUGGAUGAGAAGACCUACUACUACAACACAGAGACCAAGCAGUCUUCCUGGGAAAAGCCCGACGACCUGAAAUCUCCUGCAGAACAAAUGCUGUCUAAAUGCCAAUGGAAGGAGUAUAAAUCAGACAAUGGGAAGGCGUACUACUACAACUCCCACACUAAGGAGUCCCGGUGGACCAAACCCAAAGAGCUUGAAGAUCUGGAAGCCAUGAUAAAAGCUGAGGAGAAUGGGAUGGCGGAGGUAGGUGCUCCUGGCACUGUCAUCACCCCCAACCUUCAGCUCGACAGCGCUGCUUCGAUGGCGACCAUGAUGAUGGAAAUGCCGGCCAUGAGGCCAGCUACAAUCGUCUCGGUGGAACAGAUGUCCCUGGUGCCCAUGCUUGUAGCUGAGGUCAGCGCUGACUCGCCUGUCAACUCCACAGAGGACUUGGUCAGCAUGGAGGUUUCAGCCAGUAAUGACGCCUCAAAAGAGGAGAGGCCAGAGCUAGUGAAGAAAACGUACAAGUGGAACACGAAAGAAGAGGCCAAGCAGGCCUUCAAAGAGCUCCUGAAGGAGAAGGGCGUUUCAUCCAAUGCAUCUUGGGAACAAGCCAUGAAAAUGAUCAUCAAUGACCCACGCUACAGUGCUCUGCCGAAAUUAAGUGAGAAAAAGCAGGCCUUCAAUGCUUACAAGGUGCAGACGGAGAAAGAGGAGAAGGAGGAGACUAGGAUCAAGUACAAGGAGUCCAAGGAAACGUAUCAGCGAUUUUUGGAAAACCACGAGAAAAUGACAUCUACAACCAGAUAUAAGAAAGCAGAGCAGAUGUUUGCGGAGCUGGAUGUGUGGAGCACCGUCCCAGAGAGGGACAGACUGGAGAUCUAUGAAGACGUCCUCUUCUACCUAGCCAAGAAGGAGAAGGAGCAAGCCAAGCAGCUGAGGAAGAGGAACUGGGAGGCUCUGAAGAACAUCCUGGACAACAUGGCCAACGUGACGUACCGCACCACCUGGUCCGAGGCCCAGCAGUACCUUCUGGACAACCCCACCUUUGCAGAGGACGAGGAGCUCCAGAACAUGGACAAAGAGGAUGCUCUGAUCUGUUUCGAGGAGCACAUCCGAGCGCUGGAGAAGGAGGAGGAGGACGAGAAGCAGAAGACACUGCUGAGGGAGAGGAGGAGACAGCGCAAGAACAGAGAGUCCUUCCAGAAAUUCCUGGACGAGCUCCAUGACAACGGUCAGCUCCACUCCAUGUCUGCCUGGAUGGAGAUGUACCCCACCGUCAGCUCAGACAUCCGCUUCGCCAACAUGCUGGGCCAGCCAGUUUAUGGUGUCUAUUCUGCAGGCUCCACUCCCCUCGAUCUGUUCAAGUUCUACGUGGAAGACCUGAAGGCUCGCUACCACGACGAGAAGCGGAUCAUUAAGGAUAUCCUGAAGGACAAAAACUUCAUGGUCGAGGUAAACACUAGCUUUGAAGACUUUGGCACUGUGAUCAGCUCAGACAAGAGAGCCACGACGCUGGACGCAGGCAACAUCAAGCUGGCCUUCAACAGCUUGCUGGAGAAGGCGGAGGCUCGGGAGAGGGAGCGGGAGAAGGAGGAGGCCAGGAAGAUGAAGAGGAAAGAGGCGACCUUCAAGAGCAUGUUGAAGCAGGCUACCCCAGCCCUGGAACCAGAGGCCACCUGGGAAGAAGUCCGAGAAAGAUUCCUCAAAGAAUCUGCAUUCGAAGACGUGACUCUGGAGUCUGAGAGGAAAAGGAUAUUCAAAGACUUCAUGCAUGUCUUGGAGCACGAGUGCCAGCAUCAUCACUCCAAGACCAAGAAACACUCAAAGAAGUCCAAGAAGCACCACAGGAAGCGCUCCCGCUCUCGAUCGGGCUCGGAGUCUGAAGGUGAAGACGAUUAUCACACCAAGAAGAAGAAGCGCUCACCGUCCAAGUCCCCGUCCGAGCGCUCCUCCAGUGGGGAAUCUGAUAGAAGUUAUAAGAAGUCCAAGAAGCACAAGAAGAAGGGGAAGAAGAGGCGUCACAAGUCGCAAUCUCCUGAAUCCGAAGGCGAGCGGAAAGAGAAGGGAGGAAGAGAGAGGGACAGCAAGCGGGAGAAGGACCAGGAGAAAGAAAAAGAGAACGACAAGUCCCGGGGGAAGAGUCGCUCCGAAUCCAAGCAGAAGUCACCUAAAAGGAAAUCUACCAAGGAGGAGGGUGGCUGGGACACUUCAGGCAGCGAGCUGAGUGAAGGAGAGCUGGAGAAGAGGAGGAGGACUCUACUGGAACAGCUGGAUGCUCCUUGAUCCUGCUUUUUCCUCAUGCUGUCUUCCUUUCAUCCACCAUGCAUUCCCCCCAGUGCUUCUUUUUCAGCGUAACGCCACACAUGCUUGGACUUAAGGUUACACAAUUCCAGGAACUUUCCAGAAAUUCACAGGUUUUCCAGAAAUCCCAGUUAGAAGAUUUGCGUAAUUCCUGUCAAUUUUGGGUAAGUUACCAGAAUGUUUCAGCCCUAUUUGGACUGUGUGUGAACUGUUCCCCUUGUGUUUUGUAUAAUGGGAAUGAACCCGCCACACUGGCACUAGAAUGCUUGGUCAAUAUUUUCUCUGUUUUCUUACGUUAUUGGAAGUGGUCACAGGCUGAGUUGAGUGACUACUUUGAUAUCAGAAGAAGGUCAACUGUGUGGACAUUUUAGUGACACACUUCAGAAAUGUGUUGCCUUUUUAUAAUGUUUUCUCACUAGCUAUUUCAUUUUAUUCAUUUUGUAGUCGUUUUUCUUUGCUACUAGUUUGAUAUCGAAAUGGAUUCAAAGUGCAUCUUAAUGCCAUGCUCUUUACUGUGACUGCCUUGCAGUUCUCAGUACAAUUAUUGUCCGAGUCACAAAUGGCACUGUAUUUAUUCCCUUUAUAGUGCACUACUUUUGACCAGGGCCCCCAAAGUAAAUAAAAAGUUUAAUUUAGGAAAUCUGUUGACAAAAUAUUCUCGCAAAUAAAAAGAGAUGUGUCUGUGUAA
Salvelinus namaycush (lake trout) is the source of this 3442-nucleotide messenger RNA. RefSeq names its product pre-mRNA-processing factor 40 homolog A-like. The record is from RefSeq and is a predicted model, not a curated record. Gene Ontology annotation, molecular function: RNA binding; protein binding. Gene Ontology annotation, cellular component: U1 snRNP; U2-type prespliceosome. Gene Ontology annotation, biological process: mRNA cis splicing, via spliceosome. Lineage: Eukaryota; Metazoa; Chordata; Actinopteri; Salmoniformes; Salmonidae. Bases 55 to 2736 code for a protein of 893 amino acids. The transcript has 27 exons.